Penicillium paradoxum is the source of this 339-nucleotide messenger RNA. Its product is annotated as DUF3140 domain-containing protein. The transcript has 2 exons. The annotation marks the transcript as partial. NCBI's taxonomy places the organism in Eukaryota, Fungi, Ascomycota, Eurotiomycetes, Eurotiales, Aspergillaceae. The record is from RefSeq and is a predicted model, not a curated record.
AGGAUUAACAAGUCAAUCAGCGAGUUCCACGAUCUCGUGAAUAUGGGCCCAACAGAGCUUCGAAACUGGCUUGAACAAGAGGAAUCGCGAAGGGCGGGUUGGGCAGGGGGCUCUGGUGAGACUAUUGGGCACGAAAGUGGCCGAAGAAUUGUUCGCAUCCUCGAGCAUAAUCCAACCGAGGAUCCAUCUGAGUACACCGAUCAAGACAUUGCUCACAUGCGUCGUGUCGUAUCAUACUGCAAGCGACAUUUAGCGCAAGAGGGGCGAACGAAGCACGACACGAAUAGUAAGAGUUAUCGAUCACUCAAAAAUUGGGGCCACGACGCGCUCAAAGAAUAG